CUGGAAGCAACAAUUAACAGGCCUCAAUUUUUAUCUUCAAAUUUCGAAGUUUCUACCCUAGCUUCAACAGAGCAAAACUUUUCCGGAAGUGCACUCACAACCCAAGUACAGCAAAAUAUUACUGCUAGUGCUACUACUGAUUACUCCACUGCUUCUACUAUUCGUUCUCGGGAUCAACCUCGGAUCACUGGACCACCACUACGCAAGCCAUAUCUUCAAGCAAGUCCUAAAAAAAGCUAUAAAACUCGACCUGGUGCCGGUAUUUGUCCGGCGGGAAAUACUAUCGUUCGAGAACAAAAUACCAACUACUUAUUUGUCUGUGAUGAGAAAAAGCCAUUUUGUCCACCUCAAUCGUACUGUUUUAUAACUGCCCAUGCUGAUCAGGAAUAUAAUUGCUGCAAAGCCUGA
Molecule: messenger RNA, 408 nt
Organism: Thelazia callipaeda (thelaziosis nematode)
Lineage: Eukaryota; Metazoa; Nematoda; Chromadorea; Rhabditida; Thelaziidae
Source: the annotation of a GenBank genome assembly